Messenger RNA from Penicillium brevicompactum, 1479 nucleotides. RefSeq lists its product as uncharacterized. The coding region runs from base 1 to 1479 and encodes 492 amino acids. The record is from RefSeq and is a predicted model, not a curated record. The transcript has 5 exons. NCBI's taxonomy places the organism in Eukaryota, Fungi, Ascomycota, Eurotiomycetes, Eurotiales, Aspergillaceae.
AUGGAUACUUUCUCCGCCUCUGCAGUGGUGUUUUUACUCGGGUCGCGUACGACUGCGCUACCACCCGGCGGCGACGAAUCAACAGACAUUGGAAACAAGGGUUUCCCAACAAGCUAUUUCUUCUUCGAAAAGUAUUCCAGCGCUAUUACGGCCCACAUCGCACCCUUGGUUCUGGGCUGGUGUUUCGUUCUCCCUAUCGUGGUCUUGCCCAGAACUUUGCGCUCACGGGUCGCACUUCCGUCCCAUUUCAUCUUCCUGGUUCUUAACUCUUUGGGCUUGCUGCUCGGAAAUCUACACGACAGCCAGAUCCCGGAUUUGGAUCCCAACAAAAGCGACUUGCACCGAACGCUCGGUUGGAGUGCGAUGUGUGUCGCUAGCGCUUACGCUUGUCUGGCCUUGAUCUUCGCAUACGCUGGCCGUGGCCAGGCUAAUGCACCUCCCUACGAACCGCCCGCUGGCCAGAGUGGGUGUGAAAAGCUGAAAGAACUACCUACAAAGGUUACUGGCACACGUGAAUUGUCACAAAGCACACGUAAUGGUUUUAUCAUAUCCAAACGUGUGCCUGGCAUAGUGUCGAGCUGGGCUCUUUGCAUCUUGAGUGUAGUGUACAAUGUUGUUGAUUAUACCAUCCUUCCAUUUGGGUUCAUCGUUCUUGUGACUGGAACUAUGGCCUACGAUGACAUAAUGAGAAGUCAUGAGUUCUUCAAUUGGCUUGCACAUUUACUCAAAGGCAGCAUUAUCAUUUGCUACGGCCUUUUUACGCUUGGGCGCUUUAUUGGCUGCUGGGCGAACUUUGGUUGGGCGUGGAACAAGAGACCCUCCGCACAUAUCGUUGGGAACAGGAGAUACAGGAUUCCUUCUGUUGAGGCCGUGGAAUCUUUUGUCAUUUUCUUAAAUAGUGUGACUAGUAUCUUCCUGGAAAGCUUAUCCAAGUGGGGUGACGUGUGGUCUGCUGCUGAUCUUCAGCGCGCUUCUGUUUCCAUGCUGUUGUUUGGCGGCGGUCUGGCCGGCAUGCUGCUUGAAUCAACCUAUAUUCGCCGAUGGAUUAACAAUACCAUCCUCCAAACUCUUGCUCAAGGUUCCUUGGAUGAAGCCUGGCAACCUUCGAACUCACAGUGUGGAUCUCUGAACCCAAUACCAGUUCUAGUCAUGUUCCUGUUUGGUCUUAUCACGCGUUCGCGAUACCAGGAUUGCAGAAAUCCGACCUUGUUGCAUUAUAGAUGGGAUACCAUGCUGGUUGGUUUUGCCCUGGCCCGCGGCAUGACUUACCUCCUAUUGUUCAUCAAACCGUCGACUUCAUAUCUCCCGGCGCGCCCGCCGACGGAGAUCAUUGCUGCAUUUUUCUUGAUCUCAGGUGGCACAGCAAUGACUAAAAUUUUGUUUAUCCACGCCAGGGAUGUUCAAGACAUAAGGUCCUACGACAUGUAUGCAAUGUUCACCCUUACUGUCGGUGCCAGUGCAUUCAUCAUUGCCCAUUAG